UAGCCGGCUAUGAGUGACUGAGCACAAAAAUUUUACGCCACCGUGAAACUGGUGAAACGAUCUGAGAGUCGCUGAAAUACUUGUAUUUUUGUCAUUAUUAAUUAGAUCGGGGCGAGUGACACGUUUUCUACAUCCGUUAUGUUUAAGGUUGCUUCGCAGUUUUGCGAAACUUCGAAGAUGAGUAUUACUUCAGCUGUUGGUGUCAUUGCUCUUCUUGAUGAACCUAAUGUUUUGCUGAAAGAAUUCGCUCUACAAAAGCUAAACGAAAUUGUUGAUGAAUUUUGGCCUGAAAUUGCUGAUUCAGUUGAAAAAAUAGAAAUUCUUCACGAAGAUAAGAGCUUCCCACAAUGUGAACUGGCUGCUCUAGUGGUGAGCAAAGUUUAUCAUCAUCUUGGUUCAUUUGAGGAUUCCCUUACAUAUGCUCUUGGUGCGGGAAACCUUUUCGAUGUAAUGAGCAAUUCUGAAUAUGUUCAAACUACAAUAGCCAAAUGUAUGGAUUUCUAUAGCCAACAAAGAGUAGCUUUGGCUGAGGGAACACCAGAUGUCAAACCAAUUGACUCAAGGCUGGAAGGUAUUGUCAAUCGAAUGUUUCAGAGAUGCUUAGAUGAUGGUCAAUAUAAGCAGGCCAUCGGUAUUGCUAUUGAAACCCGGAGGAUGGAUGUAUUCAGACGAGCCAUUUUGGAAUCGGGUGAUGUGCCGGCAAUGUUAACCUAUUGCCUCAAAGUUUGCCUCGAGUUGCUCCAGCAUCGGCAAUUCAGAAAUGUUGUUCUCCGUUGCUUGGUGGAUAUGUACCGUGAACUAACUACUCCUGAUUACGUCAGCAUGUGUCAGUGCCUCAUUUUCUUGGACGACCCUUUGGCCGUUGCCGAUAUCCUCGACAAACUCGUCCAUGGAGAGCAGGAUUCAACCUUGAUGGCCUACCAGAUUGCUUUCGAUUUGUAUGAAAGUGCAACUCAGCAAUUCCUCGCGCGUGUACUUCAAGCCCUUAAACCGACAAACAUAGUGCCACCAGCUUCGGUCGAAGAGGAGAAAACUGAAGAAGUAAAGGAAGUCAAAGUGGAACCCGUUUUGAGUGAAUCUGAAGAACUGAUGAAGAAACGUUUAGAUCGAUUGGUGACCAUUUUGGGUGGUGAACUGAGCAUUGAACUUCAUCUUCAGUUUCUUAUCCGCAACAACAAAAGCGAUCUACUCAUUUUAAAGCAGACAAAAGAUGCCAUUCGCGUAUCUGUGUGUCAUACGGCUACCGUUAUCGCCAAUGCUUUUAUGCACAGUGGAACGACUUCCGACCAAUUUUUGAGAGACAAUUUGGAUUGGCUGUCACGUGCUACAAACUGGGCCAAGUUGACAGCGACAGCUUCAUUGGGUGUGAUCCAUCGCGGGCAUGAAAAGGAAGCAUUGGCAUUAAUGGCGGCUUAUUUACCUCGUGAAGUGGCAGCGACGUCAGCCGGUUUUUCGGAAGGCGGUGGUCUGUAUGCCCUGGGUUUGAUCCAUGCCAAUCACGGAACGAACAUCACCGACUACCUACUUCAGCAGCUCAAAGAAGCCUCGAACGAGGUGAUUCGUCAUGGGGGGUGCUUAGGUCUUGGCUUGGCCAGCAUGGGUACACAACGGGCCGAUGUCUACGAACAACUGAAAUUCCAUCUGUACCAAGACGAUGCUGUGACGGGCGAAGCUGCUGGUAUGGCCAUGGGUUUGACGAUGUUGGGCUCGAGAUCUCAGCAGGCUAUCGAAGAUAUGGUGUCAUAUGCUCAAGAAACUCAACACGAGAAGAUCAUGCGAGGACUGGCCGUCGGUAUCGCUCUUACCAUGUACGGCCGUUUAGAAGAAGCUGACGACCUCAUUGACACGCUAGCCAAGGACAAGGACCCUAUUCUUCGGAGAGCGGCCAUGCACACUCUAGCACUGGCUUAUUGUGGCACGGGCAACAACCAAGCAGUCCGCAAGUUGCUUCAUGUAGCUGUGUCUGACGUAAACGACGACGUCCGCCGUGCUGCUGUUACUGCAUUGGGAUUCCUCCUCUUCCGAAAUCCGGAACAAUGCCCUAGUGUUGUCUCUCUGUUGGCUGAAAGUUACAACCCUCACGUUCGUUAUGGAGCUGCCAUGGCGUUGGGAAUUGCCUGUGCUGGUACUGGAUUGAAGGAAGCAGUAGCACUUCUUGAGCCCAUGAUGAACGAUCCGGUCAAUUAUGUCCGCCAAGGAGCACUGCUGGCUUCGGCACUUGUCCUCGUCCAGCACACCGAAUUCACCUCGUCAAAGGUCAAAGACAUCCGACAACUCUACGCCAAAGUCAUUGGCGACAAGCACGAAGAUGUCAUGGCCAAGUUUGGUGCCAUUCUGGCACAAGGCAUUAUUGAUGCUGGCGGACGCAAUGUCACCAUCUCACUCCAGUCGCGGACUGGCCACACCAACAUGAGUGCUGUAGUUGGACUGAUGAUUUUCACCCAAUACUGGUACUGGUUCCCCUCCAGUCUGUGCCUGUCCCUUGCAUUCGCCCCCACCGCCAUUAUCGGCCUUAACUCUGAUCUGAAGAUGCCCAAAGUGGAAUACCGCUCGAAUGCCAAGCCAUCCGUCUACGCCCCACCUCCUUUGCUUGAAGAGAAGAAACGGGAAGAAAAGGAGCGAGUCACAGCGGCUGUUUUGUCGAUCACGGCCAGAGCUAAGCGUCGUGAAGCGGCUCACUCUAAGAUUACUCAGGCAGCCAGCACUGUUGCAACUCCAUCCGCUGCGGAGAAGAUGGAAGUCGAUGAGCAGCCUAGUUCAGAAAAGAGCGCCGAUGACAAAAAGGUGAAAGAAGAAAAAGAGAAGCCGAAAGAAGAGCCCAAUUUCGAAAUCCUUUCCAAUCCAGCUCGAGUCGUCAGACAGCAGUUAAAAGUUGUCAGCAUGGCGGAAAAUUCAAAGUACAUUCCGCUGAAGGAUAUUGGCAUUGGCGGCAUUAUUGUUAUGCGAUAUGGACAAACGGAUCAGCCGGAAGAAUUGGUCGAACCUGUUGCAGCCAUGGGACCUAAAGUAGAAGAAGAAGCCGAACCGGAGCCGCCCGAGCCGUUUGAAUACAUAGAAGAUUGAAAGUUGUUGCAGGCAUUGGGUAAACCACCACAAAGCGGAGAAUAAAUUACAUUAUAAGUUUCUGAUGAUAAUGAUGUCGUAUUCGAUUGGCGGAGCUGCCGCUAUUACACUCUUUUGAUGGGCUCGAUAAAA
Daphnia pulicaria is the source of this 3195-nucleotide messenger RNA. RefSeq names its product 26S proteasome non-ATPase regulatory subunit 1-like (gene Rpn2). NCBI's taxonomy places the organism in Eukaryota, Metazoa, Arthropoda, Branchiopoda, Diplostraca, Daphniidae. Gene Ontology annotation, cellular component: proteasome regulatory particle, base subcomplex; nucleus; proteasome storage granule. Gene Ontology annotation, molecular function: enzyme regulator activity. Gene Ontology annotation, biological process: regulation of protein catabolic process; proteasome-mediated ubiquitin-dependent protein catabolic process. The coding region runs from base 139 to 3063 and encodes 974 amino acids. The record is from RefSeq and is a predicted model, not a curated record. The transcript has 15 exons.